GGCACAACUACUUCUAUUCCUGCAGAGAGAAAAAAAGCGGCUUAUGAGGAAGGACUACAGCUACCGGCGAUAUAAAUGCAUGUUUUGUUAAUUUUCACAAAGACCUGGCAACCCAGUACUUCAUAUAGAUUUUUAAUGUCAUCAAGUUAAACUGGCUUGCCAAGAGCUCCUCUAUGUUACAGGUGUGGGUCGUGAGCGUAUGCAAAAUCCUAACUAAGACCGUGUAGCUUUGUUAAAUGCGAUUACUAACGAGAUCCUACGGGACGAUGUCAUAGCAACUGAAGCUGCCUCUACGGAAUUWGUCUUUCGCGCUGAUUUACCAACGCAAAGCAAGAUGUUAUUAAAUGAAAAUGCGCUGCUUAUCCAAUAAGUUUAAAUUUCGUUACGGACUUUUUCUUAUAUUCUUGCUUUUUCAAGCUAUAUUUUUAUCGUUAAAUGUCUGGUGGACUUUUGACAAAGACAGCUUUCAAAUACUGCCUUUUGGUCAAAUAAAUAAGCUAAAAGACAACAUUUCGACAAGCAGUGAAAAGACCGUUGGUCUCUUCGUGGCGAUUUUAACUCAUGCAAUUAGAAAAGAAAGAAGGGAUGCCAUACGCGAGACGUGGAUGUCCGCUUGUAAGAAAAAUCAUAGACAAAUCAUUUGUGGYUUCUUUACAGACGAAGUAGGACUGAAUGAUGAAGACAAGAAAGCCUUGGACUACGAGAAGAAGACAAACAAAGAUAUUGUAAUCAUCAACGCUACGGAAAUUUUUGCCUUUGCCGAACGUCUUCUUCUCGUCUGGGAAUGGGGCGAAAAACAACACAUAAAUUACGAGUACUUCCUACGGAUCGACGAUGAUCAUUUCCUAUGCGUAGAUCGUGURCUCCACGAACUACAUUUCCGACCAAAGAACGUUUCUAUGUACUGGGGAUUUGUUCACUGUCAUCGUGGAGUUGUMCGUGUCGACGAGGGGUGGCUUAUGCUAUCACGGAGCAUCGUUUCUGAAAUCAUGGAAAAACGAGCCAAUAAGAGUCUUCUGUGUAGUCCCUAUGGAGACCAAGCUGUUGCUAUGUGGGUCAAUCACUGUAAACAAAACGUCACUUACUUUAUGGACAACAAACGAAUCAUUCACAAGAGUGCAGGAGAGAACCCAGUCUUUCUCCGUACAGAUAUCUGUGCAASCUACCUAAGUCUGCAUGGUUCGUAUCCUAGAGCGAUGAAGCAGUUCUGGCUUUUGUCGGAAAUUCUUCGUAAAAAGAGAAAAGAAAUCAUUAAUUACACGAUUCCAGAGAUUACUAGCUUCUCCAGYCUGUGCCCGUUUUCACCGAUAUUUGACUACAAAGCUUUCGUCGGUGAAUAUCAGUUCGAGCCCAAACUAUGCCAUCUUCAUCCAACAUGGUCUGUUUCUAAGAGCCGACACGUAGGACGAGAGGAAACUGGUGAAAGAUACUCAUCGUACUGAYGCAUGUGUGUUACGUUAGUCCUUACGUAGACGCGCGUUGUCCUUACGUAAAACAGUCCGACGUUUGAUAGAUGUUUUAUGGUACUUGGGGAACGAGACAAACAGAUCAAACAAUUACGGCAUAGUAUAGUGGUGUUAGUCCUAUUGAUUGAACGAUAAAGUCGAUUUAUUUUUUAUUUAUUUAUUUGACUAAUUCUCGUUAAAUUUCCGCUAAACAGGUAGCCCAAAAAAAUAUCAUCAUCAAAAUAAAUUAUCAAAAAUAUCUCGAAACUUAUGAUUCAGUGGAUAAAACCUUGAUAUAAGGUCCAUCCUUAAUAGAAAAUUAGACAUUUAUUAACUUAUUUUAUUAACUCAUUUAUUAACUCAUUUCUCUCUCUUUACUCCGACGAAGG
Messenger RNA from Exaiptasia diaphana, 1834 nucleotides. RefSeq names its product hydroxyproline O-galactosyltransferase GALT5. Gene Ontology annotation, molecular function: UDP-galactosyltransferase activity. Gene Ontology annotation, cellular component: membrane. NCBI's taxonomy places the organism in Eukaryota, Metazoa, Cnidaria, Anthozoa, Actiniaria, Aiptasiidae. The record is from RefSeq and is a predicted model, not a curated record. The transcript is spliced from 2 exons. Gene Ontology annotation, biological process: glycosaminoglycan biosynthetic process. The coding region runs from base 345 to 1442 and encodes 365 amino acids.